Hermetia illucens (black soldier fly) is the source of this 925-nucleotide messenger RNA. RefSeq lists its product as uncharacterized. NCBI's taxonomy places the organism in Eukaryota, Metazoa, Arthropoda, Insecta, Diptera, Stratiomyidae. The transcript has 3 exons. The record is from RefSeq and is a predicted model, not a curated record. The coding region runs from base 142 to 852 and encodes 236 amino acids.
CGCUUGAAUCAACAAUAUGUGAUCUAGGCAUUAAGACCUAUUCAGUCUGUAAGUAAAAUUCAAUUAGUUAAUACGGUUUGUGUAGCCACUCGGGGGAAGUAAUUCAGUUCCAAUCAAGCCAACAACCUAAAAUCACCUACCAUGUCAGAUCCUCCUCGGUAUGGGUUUCGACCUGAGUACACACCACCAAUUGAAUCAACAUCCCAUCCAUACAAUUACAACCCAGGGGUUGAAUUAUCUUAUCCAAUGCCAAUGCCUUACGAUAGCAACCCAAAUCCCUCAAUAUUAGAGCAUCGCUCUAGGAGAAAAUCAUCAUGUUCAUCAUCGUCCUCAUCAUCAUCUAGCUCAAAGUCGAACUCCAGUUCAGGUGAUUCUUAUCAACCAGAAGAAAAUCUUCCAGGUCCUCCUCCCCCACUUGGCUUUCUGUGGCAACGUUCAUCAAUCUACAGCGAAUUCCCUUACAAUGGAGCUGUUCGCGCAGGAGUUGAUCAAGAUGGAACACAAAUCUUCGUGGGACGGGCGUAUCAUGAAGGGGAUAUUAUCCCAUGUAAAAUCAUCCCAGAAAAACAAGCAUGUUAUAUCGCGUACGGCGGCGAAGAAAUCCUAAAGAACGAAUUCGAAGUUCUACGAACCGGUGAGCUAUCAUGGCAAUUUGCAACGAAUGGCGAUAUUCCACCAGGAGCUCUUGAAAUAGGCCGGACAACAGAUGGCGAACCCCUGUACGCAGGGCGCUGCAUGUGGGAAGGAUCGCAAACACCAGGAAAAGUACAACCUUCCCAUGGCUGCUUAUACUUUCCAUUUAAUGGACAGGAGAUAAGUGUAAAAGAGUAUGAAGUUCUUGUACUUCAGUAGGCUCUUCACAAUCAGUAACAUUUAGAUAAAUCUUAAACUACUACUGACUGCACAAUAAAUAAUUUUCAAAGUA